CUCAGAGCAUAUAAGAAGCAGGCGAUUCAAGUUCAAAUCAUUAUUAACAGAAAUUUUGCGCGAGCAAGACGCUCUGAUCGAACCUCCUUACAAAAUAAAUAAAAAUGAAAAAGUACUCCAUCCUCGGUAACAAGAAGAAAGUGACGAUGGAAACAAAUCCGACCAGUCUGAAAGUGGUUGGUAACAAUUGUGUUGUGAGAGUGAAAAUAAAUCAAGGUGAAAUCGAAGUGAUCGGUAACGAUUGUCAGAUAGAAGUUGGCGAUAAUUGUGGUACCAUCAGCUUAGUCGGCAGUGGUGGUAGAGUGAUCAUCACGAAACGAUGGAAGGGCGACAAAGUGUCGACGGUUGGACCUAACUGUCACCUCAUGGUGGAUGGCAAAGACCGUACAGCUCCAGCGUAUGAGGCUCAGCUGUCACCGUUUAGCAAAGAUUUGGAUGACGUCAUCGAAUCUAUUUUCUCAUUCGUUAUGCGAUGAUCAUUUAAAUACCGAAAGGAGGCUUUAAUUGCUUCGCUGUGAAAUUUUCUAAAGUUUUUCUUCUGGCCAAUGGUGUUACGGACAUUUUAUACCGGAUAUUCGGUGGACGUUUGAAUCUGGUUGAAGUGAAAUUGUGCUUCGGUAAUUUAUGCAUCAUUAUUGAUGAUGAUUGGGAUUAGAAUUUGUCGUUAUUGAUUGUCUAGUUUGAAUCUAUUUAUAAGAUUGUUUAAUCCCCGUUUUUUGUGGAGAUAUUUAUCUACAAAGUAAAAGAUAACUGUAAUAUUUUUUAAAUAAAUGUUUUUUUAUAUCAA
Messenger RNA from Melitaea cinxia (Glanville fritillary), 787 nucleotides. RefSeq lists its product as uncharacterized. The transcript has a single exon. The record is from RefSeq and is a predicted model, not a curated record. NCBI's taxonomy places the organism in Eukaryota, Metazoa, Arthropoda, Insecta, Lepidoptera, Nymphalidae. The coding region runs from base 105 to 476 and encodes 123 amino acids.